AUUCUAACAAGAAACUGUACAAGUUCUAAAAUUUCAGCUUAUUUAUUUGAGUUUAUAUGGUAUUGGCAGAAUAAUGAUAAUCUUUGGGAAAAAAUAUUAGAAUGUAUAAAGAAUAUAGGAUAUUUUGAUAAAGUAGAUAAAACAGAUAAAGAGAAUAAAGAUAAAGAGGAUAAAAACAAAGAGGAAGAUAGAGAAGAGAAUGAAAGUAAUGAUAAGAACAAAAAUGAAGAGAAUGAAGAAAGUAAAAAUAAUGAAGACAAAAAUGAAAAGAAGGAAAGUAAAGAAAAGAAAA
This is a messenger RNA of Racocetra persica, 292 nucleotides long. The record is from the annotation of a GenBank genome assembly. NCBI's taxonomy places the organism in Eukaryota, Fungi, Glomeromycota, Glomeromycetes, Diversisporales, Gigasporaceae.